Camelus dromedarius (Arabian camel) is the source of this 4812-nucleotide messenger RNA. It is a transcript of the gene MTF1, whose product is annotated as metal regulatory transcription factor 1. The record is from RefSeq and is a predicted model, not a curated record. The transcript has 11 exons. NCBI's taxonomy places the organism in Eukaryota, Metazoa, Chordata, Mammalia, Artiodactyla, Camelidae. The coding region runs from base 1783 to 3678 and encodes 631 amino acids. Gene Ontology annotation, biological process: positive regulation of transcription by RNA polymerase II. Gene Ontology annotation, molecular function: DNA-binding transcription activator activity, RNA polymerase II-specific; RNA polymerase II cis-regulatory region sequence-specific DNA binding. Gene Ontology annotation, cellular component: chromatin; transcription regulator complex; PcG protein complex.
CCAUUUAACAAUAAACCCUGGUUCCACGCCCAUGCCAAGAAAUAUUGAAGGUGCAACCCUCACUCUGCAGUCGGAAUGUCCAGAAACGAAACGUAAAGAAGAGACUCUCCACAGCACCUCUGACAUCAAGUCCUCUGGUCUCUGCCUGAACACUUCCAGAAUGAGGAGAGCAUAGUGUUUCACAGUUCAGCCUCAUACAUUUGUUGGCCACCUCUGAUUGUUAGAAAGCUUUUGUUCGCAUGGAACCAAAAUCUGCCCUCCUGUAGCUGCUGCCCACUGGUUCUAGCUCUCCCUUUCUGAACAGCAAGCUUCCUCCCUGAACAGCAAGCUUCCUCCCACAGGACAACCCAUCAAGUAGUUAAAGAUCAUGAAUUUCUCUGCAUCUUCUCCUGUGCAGGCUAAACACCUCCAUUCUCUUAAAAUAUCCCUCUUAGAACCUUUUCCCCCAAAUUUCUCAUCAGCCUGGUCACCUUUGCUUGUACGAGUUCCAGUUUUCCAAAGUCCUCUUAAAAUUCGUAAUUGGCACAAUCUCACAAGUGUGAGUCAAUGAGCACUGAAUACCGUGCGACUCUUUAUCUCUUAAUCUGGACACUGUACUACAAUUACUGUAUGAUUUAGAUUUUAUUAGCAGUGACAUCUUACUGUUAGCUUGCACUUGGAAAUCUCUAGAAUAGUGGUUCUUAACUGGGGGCAGUUUUGUCACCCAGGAGACAUUUGACAAUGUCUGGAGACAUUUUUGGUUGUCACACUGGGGAAUUCCUACUGGAAUCUAGCGGGUAGAACCCAGAGAUCCCGUUAAACUUUCUACAGUGCACAGAACAGCUCCGUACAACAAAUAAUGGAUUAUCUGGCCGCAAAUGUCAAUUAACUGUAUUCCAAUAAAACUUUACGUACAAAACAGUCAGUGGGCUACCCACACUACCUUGAGACUAGAACAUAGGGAGUUGUAGAAGAUCAGGGCAGCAAGGUAGCAGAGAUCCAGACGUGGAAGGCAAUGGUAGCAUGCCAGGGGACUUGGACUGUGUUCUGGAAAUAGCGGGAAACCACUGAAGGUGUCGGAGCCAGGGAGUGAUGUGGUUAGAGUAGCAUUUUAGAAAGUUUGUUCUGGUAGCCGUGGUAGCUUGACUGCCCAGUUGGGAAAUAGUUGUAGUUUAGGUUUGUGAUUUCAUUUGAUUCUGAUGAAGGAUAGCAUGGAAAGAAUCCAGAACUUCUGUUGAAAUAUAAGAGAACUUGGUAUAUUACUGGAGCCAUGAACUGGGUAUGAGUCAAAGGAUUCAUCCAUUUUUCCAAGUGUGUUGAGUUUCUUCUGCCUCUUAGCAUAGCGGCCACAUAGAUGACUGAUGGAGCUUCAAGUCUAGGAAGUGAGUUAAGUAGAGCCCACUGUUAUAGGUACUUUGAGGCAUAUUCAGAGCGCUCUGUGUUUGCUGAGGAGAAAGCGGCUGACUCUCCUGUCCCCCUCAGCCUCCAGGAAUGGUAAUUCCAUAACAGGAAUCAAGAAGACAGGCAGGGGAGAAAGUCUGGUGGGGAAAUGGAUGAGUUUGGUUGGAGUACAUUGAAUGUAUGUAUAGUCCUUGGAGAAAAGUAGAGUGAACAAGUUGAGAAGCCCUUUGGGAAUGUGGAUCUGAAGUCAAGGACGUGGCUUGGGAUUAGACUUGUGGAUCCAUGAAGGGGCAGUAGUUCAAACUGUGGGCAAAUUACCCAAGGGAGAAGUAAGAGUUGAUUCUGAGAAUUUAAGGCAUUUUAGAAAGAGAAAGAGGAACCAAAGAUCACAUAGUCCCAGGGAUGGGUGGAAGACAGUGUUGUGGAAACCGAGGGAAGAGAGAUUCAAGAAGUGUAAAGCGGUACCAGUGCACCUUUGAGGGCUGUCCCCGCACCUACAGCACAGCAGGCAACCUGCGCACCCACCAGAAGACUCACCGAGGGGAGUACACGUUUGUCUGCAACCAGGAGGGCUGCGGCAAGGCCUUCCUCACCUCCUACAGCCUCAGGAUCCACGUGCGAGUGCACACGAAGGAGAAGCCAUUUGAGUGUGACGUGCAGGGCUGUGAGAAGGCAUUCAACACGCUGUACAGGCUGAAAGCACAUCAGAGGCUUCACACAGGGAAGACGUUUAACUGUGAAUCUGAAGGCUGCAGCAAGUACUUCACCACACUCAGUGAUCUGAGGAAGCACAUUCGAACCCAUACAGGAGAAAAGCCAUUUCGGUGUGAUCAUGAUGGCUGUGGAAAAGCAUUUGCAGCAAGCCACCACCUUAAAACUCACGUCCGUACACAUACUGGUGAAAGACCCUUUUUCUGCCCCAGUAAUGGCUGCGAGAAAACAUUCAGCACUCAGUACAGUCUCAAAAGUCACAUGAAAGGUCACGAUAACAAAGGACACUCGUACGGUGCACUUCUAAAUCACAAUGGAUCAGAGGAUACAAAUCACUCACUUUGUCUGAGGAAUUUGAGCCUUCUGUCCACAGAUUCUGAAUUUCAAGAAAAUUCCAAUACAGGCCAGAAUCUCAGCACAGUUUCACCAGCAAUCCUUUUUGGACCAAUGUUCCAGAAGUCAGAUGAUAUGGCAAUUCAGGGAGAUCCUCAACAGACAGCUGCCUUGAUUGAAAGUUUUAAUGGUGAUGCAGAGUCAGUCAGUGAUGUUCCGCCAUCCACAAGAAAUUCAGCAUCUUUAUCUCUUCCACUUAUACUGCAGCCUGGCAUCCCCGAGCCACCCCAGUCUCUGCUACCAGCCUCGGCACCGUCUGCUCCUCUGCCUGCUCCCUCCCUAGGAACUGGUUCCCAGCAAGCUGCAUUUGGCAACCCCCCUGCUCUCUUACAACCUCCAGAAGUGCCUGUUCCCCACAGCACACAGUUUGCUGCUAAUCAUCAAGAGUUUCUUCCGCACCCCCAGGCCCCGCAGCCCAUCGUACCAGGACUUUCUGUUGUUGCUGGGGCUUUGGCAUCGGCAGCAGCAGUGGCAUCAGCCAUGGCAGCACCGCCCCACCCACAAAGUACUACUGAGCCCUUGCCAGCCAUGGUCCAGACUCUGCCCCUGGAUGCCAACUCUGUCCUAACUGGUAAUCCCACUAUAACCAUCACCCCGACUCCCAGCACGGCUAUCCUGCAGCCCAGCCUAGUCAUGGGAGAACAGAACUUACAGUGGAUAUUAAAUGGUGCCACCAGUUCACCACAAACCCAAGAACAAAUGCAGCAAGCAUCUAAAGUUGAGAAGGUGUUUUUUACCACUGCAGUACCAGUAGCCAGUAGCACAGGGAGCGCUGUCCAGCAGAUUGGCCUCAGUGUUCCUGUGAUCAUCAUCAAACAAGAGGAGGCCUGUCAGUGUCAGUGUGCGUGCCGGGACUCUGCCAAGGAGCGGGCAGCCAGCAGGAGGAAGGGCUGUUCCUCCCCGCCCCCUCCAGAGCUAAGCCCCCAGCGUCCCGACGGGCCCAGCCUGAAGCUCCCACCACAGACCUUUUCCCCGCCCCCCAUCCCCCUUUCGUCCUCUGCUGCAUCCUCUUCCUGUGAGCCAAGCAGUCAAGCAGUGACUCCUUCAGACCCUCAGACAGAAACACUACGUGCCAUGGAUAUGUCAGAGUUUCUGUCUCUCCAGAGCCUGGACGCCUCGUCCAAUCUGAUCCCCAUUGAAGCACUACUGCAGGAAGAGGAGGAGAUGGGCCUGACCAGCAGCUUCUCCAAGUGAAAGGCCCAGAAGUGCUCGCCUCUGGGCAAGAGGAUGAGCAGGGAGCAGAAAGUGCGAUGCCUACCAUCAUGGGGUCAGCAGUUUGAAGGAUGAAGGAUGAAGAAAUCUACUGUUUGAAAUCCUCACCUUUCAGAUGUAUUUUCUCUAUUCAUAUCCCAGGAGCAUCCAUUUUUAAGGAACUGAUCUUUGGAAAAAAACAAAAAAAAACAAAACGAAAAAAAGCUAAGUUAUAAAUGAACUGUUUGGCUGCACUGUAUGUCACUUUUGCUUAUUGUCAUGUGAACUUGGAAGUUAAGGUUACUCGUACGCAUAAAAAUUCUAAAUGAAAGGGUUGUGGUUUCCAUCAAUCUGAUGCUGCCCAUCACGUGCACUGCGGUCUUUGUGGUCUGGGCAGUAGAGUUCAGUGUGUCGGAUGUUGCUCCUCCUGGUGUGUCUUUUGAGACCAACGCUGAAGCUUGCUUGGAAGGCCAGAUCCUCACUCCAUCAGAGAGGGAGGUGGCAAAGGCAGGUCAGACGGUGAGAUGGUGAGAUGGUUUUGUUGUCUGCGCUUGGUGUCGGUGGAGCUCAGGGUGAUGGUGGCAGGUGCCCUCCUGCAGCCAGCUGCAGCACAAACGGGCAGCUGAAAGCCUGGCCCGAGACAGUGGGGAUGGUCUGCUUCUUCGCAGGGGCCCUAGGCAAGUUGUUGACUGCUCUCUGUCAAUGAUACAUGUGCAGAGCAGGCUCCAGCAACACGAUCACAGUCUUUGCCUUCCUGGUUCGCUGGCUCUCUCCAUUGGUUGGUUGCCAGGGCUUGCAGAUCACAGUGAUUUUUUUCUUAGGGAACAUCCCUGCUCUGUCCUAGCGUGGACACACGGCUUAUGGCCAGUUGCUGGUCAGUGGUCUGCUUUCCUUGAAUGGUAUCUUCUUUCUCAGAGCAGAAGAGCUGCAUUUUGCUGAUCAGAAGGUGUGGCUUUACCGGAGUUUUGUUCGGGCAGCAUGUCAUCAGCGGGCCAGGUCUCCUGGUUCCAGGUUCCAGCCAGGCUUUUGGUUGCCCCCUCCCGGCUCCACCUCUCACCCCGCGGGAUUUUGUAUACAGCCUAGUACAGUGCAAAGAAGGAUGUGACUUGCUCAGCUUAGUCAUAUGAUUUCUAAACA